Messenger RNA from Protobothrops mucrosquamatus (brown spotted pit viper), 976 nucleotides. Its product is annotated as cytochrome c oxidase assembly factor 7. The transcript has 3 exons. The record is from RefSeq and is a predicted model, not a curated record. NCBI's taxonomy places the organism in Eukaryota, Metazoa, Chordata, Lepidosauria, Squamata, Viperidae. Gene Ontology annotation, cellular component: mitochondrial intermembrane space. Bases 143 to 838 code for a protein of 231 amino acids. Gene Ontology annotation, molecular function: protein binding.
UCGCGUCCGUCCCCGAUUUUCUUCCGGUUACCAGGAAGGGACGGUGGGAAUUCAAGGAUAUUCACUUUUUUCACUUUUCAGCACGAAUCGUGCAGGUGGGGUGUGUUUUUCGUUCCCAUUUAUAUUUCUGUCCUGAAGACAAAUGUCUGGGCUGGUCAAUUUCGAAGAUGAAGAGGAAGUGAAAGUUUAUUUGGAAAAUCUGGGAACAGAAUAUAGUUUCCAGUGCUACAAGGAGCACGAUCCUGACGGUUGCCAUCGUUUAGCUGAUUUUCUAGCUGGAAUAAAGUCCAACUUUAAAGGAGCUGCAAAAGUUCUAAAGGAGAAUUGUGAAAAUAAUCUGCACAGUGAGAGCUGCUACAAACUUGGAAAUUACUAUUUGACUGGAAAAGGCGGGCUUCCAAGAGAUGUGAAAACUGCUUACCAAUGUUUUUUGAAAUCUUGUGAAAAAGGAGGAACAAAAUCCAUCAAUGCUUGUCACAGUGCUGGAUUACUUCUACAAGAUGGACCAGUAAAUGAGAAUGAGAAGCCUAAUGUCCCUUUAGCCAGGGACUAUUAUAGUAAAGCUUGUGACAGUAAUUUUGCCCCCAGCUGUUUCAACCUAAGUACUAUAUAUCUUCAAGGAGCUCCUGGGAUAUCAAAGGAUAUGAGUCAAGCAUUACAGUAUUCUCUAAAAGCAUGUGAUUUAGGACACAUGUGGGCAUGUGCCAAUGCUAGCCGAAUGUACAAACUGGGGGAUGGAGUUGAGAAGAAUGAUGCCAAGGCCGAAACCUUAAAGAACAAAGCAGAAACCUUAUACAAAGAACAGAAUACAUCUGUAAAUACUUUAACAUUUGGAUAGUAAACAUAAACAAAUAAUCUAGUUUGAAGAAGUGUACUUUGUUAAAUAGGGCAGGUAUUUAAUCUCUAGAUUUAUUCUCUUGAAUGCUCAAAAUUUGUAAGUGAAAGUUUGUAUAAUUUAUUACAUAAUGCAAUAAAA